This is a messenger RNA of Megachile rotundata (alfalfa leafcutting bee), 9490 nucleotides long. It is a transcript of the gene hppy, whose product is annotated as MAP4K3-like protein hppy. The record is from RefSeq and is a predicted model, not a curated record. Gene Ontology annotation, biological process: protein phosphorylation; intracellular signal transduction. Gene Ontology annotation, cellular component: cytoplasm. NCBI's taxonomy places the organism in Eukaryota, Metazoa, Arthropoda, Insecta, Hymenoptera, Megachilidae. Gene Ontology annotation, molecular function: MAP kinase kinase kinase kinase activity; ATP binding.
GCUUACCCUGUCGUGACUAACCUCAGAGCUGUUGUGAACAAUGGCGACGUUUCGAGGAAAGUGACAUUCUAACGAACAAAUGUGUUUUUACACUUUAACGUUAAUCUUCUUUUGUAGAUAUUAAUUACACUUGUUAGGUGUUAGAUCGACGAGAAUCUGUGUUUUAUGAUGGCUUUGAACGCUAAUGCACUAUCCAGUGACAUAAGCCGAAGAAACCCUCAGGAUGAGUACGAGCUCAUUCAAAGAAUAGGUAGUGGAACGUACGGAGAUGUUUACAAGGCCAAAAGACUUUCCAUGAAUGACCUCGCUGCGAUUAAGGUUAUCAAGUUGGAACCAGGAGAUGAUUUUGCAAUUAUUCAGCAGGAAAUUUUAAUGAUGAAAGAUUGUAGACAUCCUAACAUAAUUGCGUAUUAUGGAAGUUAUUUAAGAAGGGAUAAAUUAUGGAUAUGUAUGGAAUAUUGUGGAGGUGGUUCCUUGCAAGAUAUAUAUCACAUAACUGGACCAUUAACAGAGAUACAAAUAGCAUAUAUGUGUAGAGAGACUCUUCUAGGAUUGGCUUAUUUACAUAGCAUGGGAAAAAUGCAUCGUGAUAUUAAAGGUGCCAAUAUAUUAUUAACUGAAGCUGGUGAUGUCAAAUUGGCUGAUUUUGGAGUGUCUGCGCAAAUUACUGCAACUAUUAAUAAAAGAAAGAGUUUUAUUGGUACUCCUUACUGGAUGGCACCUGAGGUUGCAGCUGUAGAAAGAAAGGGCGGUUACAAUCAACUUUGUGAUAUUUGGGCAUGUGGGAUCACUGCAAUAGAGUUAGCUGAAUUACAACCACCUAUGUUUGAUUUACAUCCAAUGCGUGCACUUUUUCUUAUGUCUAAAUCUGGCUUCAAACCGCCAACGUUAAAAGAUCGCGAUAAAUGGAGCCCAACGUUUCAUAAUUUUGUUAAAGUUGCUCUCACCAAAAAUCCUAAAAAACGACCAACAGCCGAAAAAUUACUGCAGCACGCAUUUUUUCAAGGAGAAAUGAGCAAACGUUUAGCCUUGGAGUUGUUGCAAAAGGUAUCAAACCCUAGUCAUAUGUUUACUGAUUUAGAAGCCGAUGAAGAUGGAGCUGUACCCAAUGUACCACAAAGGAUAGCCUCACGUCAUACUGCAAGACCUAGACCAAAAAGUCCUAUACCGCAAUUAGAUAGUGAUGAUCAGAUUAAUAUUGAUGGGACAUUACAAAGAGACAUAAUAUCACCAUCAGUAGAUACUAACCCAGCUUGGGAUAUUAUGGAUAUCAUGAAUAAUGUAAAGGGCGUUCAUAAUUGUGAUGUUCAUCCAGAUUGUGGUAUUGGUACUGCAUUUGAAGAUGUACAGGAAAAGAGUCUAUUGCAGUACAUUGAUGAGGAGUUGUUGCUAAGGUAUUGGCAGUUUCAUGUGUGCAGGGGGAAUGCAAUGUCAAUGGUUGGUGGUCAUUGUGACCAGCUAUAUUCCCUGCAAGCAACGCUCCCUCUUGGAGAAUCAUCAAAUGAUUGUGAAGUGCAUUGUCCGUACUAUAACAUGUCAGGAUCUCAAGCAAGUCCCAGGCGUCACAGCUCUGUGGACGAGUUGUAUGGUUUGGUGAGCAGUACCCAGUCUUUAGCCGCUGUCAAUGGACAACGUCAACGGUCUCUGUCGGACAGUUGUCCUAGAGAUGAAUCCCCACAGUCUAAUGGUCAGAAUGAAACACCAAGCGAUGGAGAUAGAGAAAGUAUGAGUCCAGAUUUGUUGUCUGAUACUCCACCUGUUCCUCCAAGAAGAAGGGACAGAAAGCGCCACACACCACCCAGACCUAUCAGCAAUGGACUGCCACCCACACCCAAAGUUCACAUGGGUGCAUGUUUUUCAAAAGUAUUCAAUGGAUGUCCAUUGAGAAUACAUUGUACUGCGAGCUGGAUUCAUCCAGACACAAGAGAUCAGCAUCUACUAAUUGCAGCGGAAGAAGGAAUUUAUAACUUAAACCUAAACGAACUUCAUGAAACUGCAAUUGAUCAAUUGUAUCCAAGACGUACAAUAUGGAUGUACGUCAUUAAGGAUGUGCUCAUGUCUUUAUCUGGAAAAACCCCUCAAUUAUAUAGGCAUGAUUUAUUAGCCAUGCAAAGCAAACAAAGCCAUAGGUUUUCAUUGCACAUGAACAAAAUACCUGAGAGAUUAGUACCUAGGAAGUUUGCUCUUACCACUAAAGUCCCAGAUACAAAGGGCUGUACUAAAUGUUGCGUUGGUAGAAAUCCAUACAAUGGGUAUAAAUAUCUCUGUGGUGCAAUGCCAACGGGAAUAUUUUUAAUGCAGUGGUACGAUCCACUUAAUAAAUUUAUGCUUUUGAAACAUUUCGAUUGCAUACUACCGACGCCAUUAAAUGUAUUCGAAAUUAUUAUCACGCCGGAAAUGGAAUAUCCAAUGGUGUGUGUAUCCGUAAAGCAACCAUAUCAACAGAACAAAUUAAAAUUGGAUUUAAUAAACAUGAAUUCAGGAGCAAGUUGGUUUCACAGCGACGAACUGGAAGAUAUGGAUGGUUCAGCUACUGUGAUACCAAGAAGAGAAAACCUUCAUGUUAUUAAUGUUACACAACUAGAGAAAAAUGCAAUAUUAGUGUGUUAUGAUAAUGUAGUAAAAGUAGUCACGUUACAAGGAAGACCGAGGUCAAGCAGAAAGCACAUGUCAGAAUUACACUUUAACUUUCAAAUUGAAUCAAUCAUCUGUUUACCAGAUAGCGUACUAGCAUUCCACAAGCAUGGUAUGCAAGGUAGAAGUUUUAAAAAUGGCGAAGUCACGCAAGAAAUCAGUGAUCCAAGUAGAACGUACAGAUUACUUGGAUCUGAUAAAGUUGUGAUGCUGGAGAGCCAUUUGGUUCAAUCAGGCACACUAUCCGAAUCUGAAGGAGCGGACUUGUACAUACUUGCUGGGCACGAAGCCAGUUACUAAGUUUAUCUUCCAACUAUAAAUUGUGCAGACAUAUUGUGUCGCAAGUGAAUUGUGAUUUCCAAUGACUGCGUGUAAAGUAAAAAUGUGACUGUACUGAGAGGCAGUGGUUGAUGUUGGUAAGAGAAUAGUUAAUUAUCCUGUUUUAAAGUGCAUUCAAAUGAAAUCGAUUACCGAUGUACUUUAGUGCACACAUACAUACACACACAUCAUUCGUCACUGUUCUCCAUAUAGUCAAUGCUGCAUAGACUGGUUAUUUACCGAUAACUUUUUAACGAAGACAAAUUUAGGAUUAGUGAUCUUCGAGGAUUUAAGGAAAGAUCACGAAAGGGGAUUAUUGAGAAGAAGUAUGAUAUAUUUCAAAUAUGUAAAUUUGCCCUUAUGCCUGACAAAAUAAAGCUUAUACUGAUCGGAUUCUUCUCUCAAGAAUGGUUUAAUAUUAAAUUGCAAGCGUAAAAUUUAUAUUCUCUUGGUAUCCGUUGUAAUAAGUGUCUAGCUAGACGUGAAGCUUGAUUAAAAGGAUUGAAAAAUUGAAUAAAUUUUAAACUCAUUUUAGAAUACAUUCUGAUUCGUCUCAUUAUACAUAAACAAUGUUUACUUGUAGAUAUACGAGCACUUAUAUUUUUAGAAUGGUUUUUAGAUUGUACGAUAACACAAAAUAUCUCUACAUCCUGAUCGUAAAUUAAUUACAUCGUCGUAAGCUUCUUAUCUUUGUACACUUCUAAUAAGAUAUUGGCCAAAGGUAGUUUAAGUAGAUUUAAUAUAUUUGAACAUUACAUAGCAACAAAGACAACGAUUCAGAUACAAAUUAGUUACCGAAUAUAUAAAAGCAAUGAUACUUAUUAAAUGUCAGUCCUAAAUAUAUAUAUUUUUCCUGAGAAAAAGAAGGGGUAGAAUUAAAUUGAAAGGUGUGAAUUCAAUGCAGUAUAUAUUGUAUGUUUUUGUAUAAGUUUUACUUUGGUAGGCAUUGGGCUUUUGCAUAAAAGUUAUUUUAAUAAGACAUUGCGUUCAUCAGUGUCUCUAAUUUUGGACGAUUGUACUAUAAAUAUACAGUAUAAAUUGCAAAGUAGUUUAUGAUGGCAAUCAUAAAUUAUUUAUUUUAAGAAAUAUGUACGGAAAAGCUUAAUAGUUAUCAUUCAAUUCUUAUAAUAUUCAAAACGAUAUUUUUUACUAAAUAUGUAAAUUGUUUUAAUUAUGAGAUUCAGGACGUUUUAAGUUAUCUAAGUAAUUAUCAAGUUUAUGAAUGGUGAUUGGAGUUAAAAAAAAGGGAAUUAAGGGCAGAACAAUAUUCCACCCAUUUAUUUAGCUUAUUGUAGGAAUAUUACGCCUAUAACGGGUAUAUUAUAUGAAUUUAAAGUUCAAAACUAUAUGUCUAUAUAUUUGGAAACAAAUUUAUUUCCAUAAGUAAAAUAUAAAUAUUUAUAUAAUUAGUAUUUUCUGAAAAGAUAACGAAAUUAAAUGCAUUUUUGUGUGAUUGGUUUUUAAGACUGGGAGAAAUAUUUCUCAUUUGCGAAAGACUUUCUUAAAUACAUGAACGAUGUAUUCAGGGGGAAGAGUGCUGGAUGAAAUAGAAUUUAAGGAACAAUUUUUUAUGCAAAAAUUACAUUGCAUAUUUACUUUUGCUUAGAAAUUAAUUUUCCUUUAAUAAUUGAGAUUUUUUCUUUUAUUAAAUUAGGUUCAUAAUUACCGUGUGAUAUUUAUAUCUUUUACCUGGGUAACUAAAAUAGAAACACAACAUAGCCUACAUUAUUUAAUUAAAAAGAACGUUUUGCAAUUCAAUUUUUUACUUGUGUUAAAAGUGAUAUAUAUAAUUUAGUAAUACUCAUUUCACAAUUUUUUUUUCACAGUAUUGUAUCUACAAUAAGUAAAAAGAUAAACGAAUAUGCAGUUUCUGCAAUAAAAAAGAAAAAAUUAUGAAAAGUAGUAUAAAAGAUAAAUUAGUAUUUAAUCGUUAGUUUAGAAAUAUAUUAAAUUAAGUUUAGAUAUCACUUUCAAAAUUUAAGAAGACCGCAUAAAAUAUGUCAAUGUUUUAUCUUUUUUUUAAUCUUGUGUUUGUUCAGAAAUAAUUCUACAAAAUUAUUUGCAAUUUUUAUUAUAAGUUCAGGUCAACAAAAAAAGUAAAAACAGUAAUCAGACAUUAGCAAAAUUAGUAUUAAAAUUACUAAAUAGGUCUAACACUGUUUCUGUCUAAAGAGAAACACUUGAAAUUUCAAGUUAAUAAUUAAGAUAUGAAAAAAGACAAAAAUAAAGAUAUUUCUUUUAGAACAAUGAACAUAUAUUUUAGCAUUAGCAUCGAUUAAAUUAAUGCUAUCUAAAUUUAACGUAAUUCGACUAGGAAUACUAAUGAAGCAUAGAUUGCUUGAUAGUAUUCGUAAGCUCAAAAUGCAGUUAUUAUGUUAAAGUAAAUUAAAUUUUGAUUUGUUAGUUUAGAAUUUUUAGAUUUUACAAUUAAGUAAUGUUCUAGCACUUUUCCAUCCAUUAUCAAUACAUUGAUAUUUCACAAGUUAAAGUGAUUGCUUUACCAUAGCAGGGGUGAAAUGUAAGUUGAACUAGGAAGGAUUGACAAAGUAAAAUUAUCUUGGAAAUGUUGAAAUAUUUUGGUAUUUUAUAUGAAAAAAAUUUGCUGUGUAUAUAGAAAGUAGAUUAUUAAAGAAAGUAUUAUGCUAUUAAAGAUUUACUAUAAUAACAAUAUAUUAUAGUAAAUAGUAUUUGACUGCUUAUCGCUUAUGAUAUUAGUGCAUUAUGAUGAACAAUUAUGUUAAUAACAUGGUGUGUUUACAGUGGAAACAUAAGUGGUAUAAUAUACACUUCUACAUGUGUUCAAUAACAAUUUUUAUCAUAAGUUUAUUUUCUUACAUUCCAAUAUUUGAAUUGAAUAGUUGUAAUUUUUUAAUAUGAAACAUUUAACAUUUUUGCAAAUAUUUUUCUUUUAUUCUUUCAAUUUUAGAAGUUAAAUAGCUUCAAAACACUAAUAUCUUUUAAGUAAUUUUAAAUAAAGCCUCUAAGACAUGUAUUUGUACCACUUAUGUGCAAGAUUUAUCAUUGAACAUAACAUUGUAAAAUGCAACAAAAUUGUGUAGCGAAAGGAUAUUUUAUGCUAACAAUUUAUUAUGAAAUUGAAAUCAUUGUGUUCAAAAUAUGUCCAAGAUAGUUCACUUUACCAUUUUAAAUAUCACUCUUGUCUCGUGCAUAAAUUUUCAAUAUCAUUUUUAUAUACUCAUUCCUAAUACACAAAAAUGUCUAGGAUAUACCUUGUUCAUUCAUUAUGCACGUGCAUAUAAGCUGCACAAAGUGAUAAUUGAUUGCAUGAAGUCUAAUAAUUUACAAGCAUGUAUUUGUUACAUAUUAAAUGUAGUUGUAAAUUUGAAUAUUGAAUUGAUAGGAAUUUUCAAAGUAUCUGCAAUAUUAGUAAGUUUUUUAAGAUAAUAUACACAGAGAACAGGUUUAAAGACAAGAGAGAUGUUUUAUCAGGGAAUAUGAUUAAAUAGGUCCAUGUUGCAAUGCAUUUACAUCUAUUCGUGUCAGCAAUUUAGUAUACUAUUACAAUCAAUGCCUGAGCAAUCAAAUACGAAGUAUUUAAUCAAAGACAGCUUGUUUGAGAAUUUAAUUAAAAUGUUAUUUUUGAAAAUUAGUGUGUCUUGUAAAAGAAGUAUAUAAAGCAAUGUCUUCCCCGUAUCUGCUAUUAAGCAUAUACUAAUAGGAGAUGUUGAAUGCUUGCUGAGACAGCAUUUGAAAAUGAAUGUAUUACUGUUUGAAUUUUCCUUGUUACUUUCAUAAUUCUAGUAUUGAUAUUGUUUAACUUUUGUCUGUUUUCCAACAUUUUAAAAACAUGAUUUUUGUUAAACAAUAUUUUAAUGAAUAGUUAGUAUCUCCCUCAAUUUUGAAUGAAGUUAAAGAUACUUAUGUUUUGUAAAUUUUGAAAAUAAUUUAGGAAGAAAUGUAUAGUGGUGUGAUAUAAGAUUAUUAGACCCAAUGAAAGAUGAAAAUUCUAUAUAACAUGCUUUUUAAGCAGUAUAAAGAUAUAUUUGCAUUCGUAAUGUAGCCAGGAAAGAAAUUUGUUUAGGUGAACAUAAAUAACUUACUGUGAAUCAUGCACAUUAAUAAAUUAUAAUAUUCCAUCUCAUACAAUAUUAAAUAUAAAUUUCAGUUAAUAAGUCAAUUAAGUUAAUAAUUUGCACAAGUUUUUUUCAUUAAAUUAAAAGUAUUUAAUUCCUGGAUAUAUUACUGAUUUUCUCACAUGUUCUUACAUAAAACACUUAUAAUGUUUCAUAAAGCAUUCAUACAGCAGAGUUGAACGCUUCUUUCAGUGAUGUUAUAAAUAAUUACAGUGCAACGUUACCUGGCAAAUUUUUGUAUUAUUGUAAUGACAAUAAUUUCAUUCAUGGUAUCGGAUAUACAUCUUAAAAAGUAUUUAAAUAUAUAUUGGCUAAAUCCAAAGGAAGAAUACUUACAAAUGACAACAGCUGAAAUAAAAAAGUAUGGGAAGAAGAAAACAAAGAAUAAUUAUAUGUAUACUGUAUCACAGACCAAUUAUUAGAAGACAAAAUUUAGUAGAGAAACACCAGGAACUCAGAAACAUUUUACAUGCAGAUUUUACAUAUCCAUACUCUAAUUAUGACCACAAAAUUUUAAAUAUACCUCUGAGAGUGUUUCGUUGAAUGUAGUGCAUAGCUGAAAAUACUUAAUUUUUAUUGUAUCUUCAUGUAUAUGUAUAGUGUGUGAAUUGAACUGUCAGUAUAUGAGAUUUAAAGUAAUAAUUGCAUAAAUAAAGUUUAUAUUUAUAUACAUUGACAAUUUCAAUGCAAGUAAGCAAUAUUUUUAAUGCCUCACACAAUAAUUAUAUAUUGUGAUCAAACACAGUGAACACAAAUUAGAAUAAUAAUUUCAUAUUUUUUAUGUUACAAACUUUACAUAUUAUAUUUUAAAAAUAACAAUAUCUUAUUUAAUUCACACACAUACACAAAAUGUAGAUUCCCAUAGUGUAGGACAAAUAGUACAGCGAUAACAUGUACCUGUCCGUAUUGACCAGAUCAGUGGCUUUGCCCUUACAAAUGAAAACUAUAAAAUUUGUCUGAUAAAAUUAUAGGAUUAUGUUCAUAAAAUUAUAAAAGACAAAUUUGUUUAUUAUCGUGUUUUAAAUUUAUUAAAAGAUAAAGGUAUGAAUAAUUUAAAUGGAAAAGUAAAAGAAGGAAAUGGUGUUCUUUUUAAAAUAAAAUUCAGUAAUGAACAGAUUUGUUUCUUGUAAGAAUGAAUUCCUAUAAUAUUCAAUUAUCAUUUGUUUCUAUUUAAUCCUGAAAGUGACUAUAAUGAAACUGUUGUAUCAGGUUGUUUUUAUUUUCUGUCUUACAUAGAAUUAAUCAAUGAAACGGGUAAUAUUAUUGUUUGUCUUUUGGAAACAACAGAGUCGCUUUCAGGAUUUUCCACAGGUGCUGUUUGAUUAUUGUUAAAUCAAAAUCAACCGAUUCGACGUUUUUAUUCAGCUAUGUAUUAUGUUUUUUGUUUUAAUGAAAGUGUACGCGUGUGCGUAAAAACAGAAUAUUUUAAGAGACAAGAUCAUAUUGUAAAAAUGAUGAAGCGAUUUAGAGAGAAUGAGACAAAGAGAUACGAAAAACAGAGAGAUAUAUAUAUAUUAAGUAUAAAUAUAUAUAUUAUAUAUUUAAUAAAAAUUCUUCGAGGGAGGACAGCGAAUGUAAGUUCAAAGAAAAUUAGCGUGAAUAAUCGCAACGGGGAAACUAUAAAGAUUGUCAAUAUGUUAAUAGUGCGUUAUUAACCAAAGCUUUAGCUGCGAAUAGAAACGACGAUUUAACUAUUCUUGCAAGUGGAACCACUGAAAGAGCAUACCUUUGUCGUAAAGAUGAAUUGUAGGUUUAAAGAGUUUCUUGACUAGGUGUUGUAAAGAAAAGAAUAAUAACAACAUAUUUCUUGUUGUGCAUAAUAGAGUUCACAGAAGGCAACUGUAGUUAUACGAAUGAUCUACGACCAAUUAAUCAUCAUAUUGACCCACAGCGAUGAAAAAUAAAUCAAAUUGUUUGUUUCGCAGUAAAUAUGAUGAUGUCAUUGCAGAUCAUUUAUGAUUGAGAACAAAUGUAGCGUAGAGCAAAAUGUAUGUAACAUUUUGUACAAAAAUGGACCAGUUGCUUUGCGUUAUGUUUUGUAUAAUAGACUUCUGUCGUACAACACCUGUCACAGAAACUCAGUAAACAAGAUAUGAACCUUAAUUUAUUCUCUAUAUUUAAUAUUCGUAAUCGAAACUAAUGAUUAAUCAGAAGAUUCCUUCUGAUUAGAGGGCAGACUCUAAUUCAAGAUAAUACUAUGAUUAAGUGUAUCAUAUAGUUACUACGAUUGUAUAUAAUGUGUAUAAUGAAUGAUCCUUUUUUUUUAGUUUUACGAGCUUCUCACCUUUAGUCAUUUUUUGUUUCAUUUUCUUUUAUAUACAUACAGUAUUGCGUAGUUAACUUAUGAACAAUGUAUAUCAUUUACUCUUGUAUCUGUAAACACGACUAGCUGAAAACCUCUUGUAAAUAGACAUUUCUCUUAAUAAAAAACCUACCUGAAGUAA